UGCAGCGGUGCCAGUGGGUUCCGGGUCACACCGGCCGCAGAAACGGGAACCCGAGCGUGCAGGGAAUGCUGAUACAAAGCGGUGGCUGGGUGGCCCCUGCCUGGGGUGACACGUUGAGCUGGGAAAGACAUGCCAGGCAGAGCAGUCGGUGUCCUGAACAGCGGAGAUGGGCUCUUAAAGGGCGUUUGGGGAUUUCAUUGUGCAGUUUAGUCACAGCAGACUCAAGGGAUUGGGUUUCCCCUAUUUCACAGAAUCCCAGAAUGUCAGGGGCUGGAAGGGCCCUGGAAAGCUCAUCCAGUGCAAUCCCCCCAUGGAGCAGGAACACCCAGAUGAGGUUACACAGGAAGGUGUCCAGGCGGGUUGGAAUGUCUGCACAGAAGGAGACUCCACAACCCCCUGGGCAGCCUGGGCCAGGCUCUGCCACCCUCACCAGGAACAAGUUGCUUCUCAGAUUUAAGUGGAACCUCCUGUGUUCCAGUUUGCACCCAUUGCCCCUUGUCCUGUCACUGGUUGUCACCAGAAGAGCCUGGCUCCAUCCUCCUGACACUCCCCCUUUCCAUAUUGAUCCCCAGGAAUGAGUCCCCCCUCAGUGUCCUCUUGUCCAGCUCCAGAGCCCCAGCUCCCUCAGCCUUUCCUCACAUGGGAGAUGCUGGACUGGAUGAGCUUUCCAGGUCCCUUCCAACCUCUGACACUCUGGGAUUCUCUCGUUGAGCUUUGGCUCUUUGACAUCCCACCUGCACAGAGAUGUUGUCCUACACUCGACAGCUGCUUCGUGCCGUCUCAGGAGCGAGGAAGCGGUGCCAGAAGACGGAGGCAAAAUGCCCUGAAUCCGGAUGGAAAGCUCACAAAGAACCCGACCCGAAGCACGGGAGCCGAAAGCCCAUCAGCUCCCUCUGCUCCACCAGCUGCCGCUCACGUGCGGCCGCACGGUCCGGGGGCGCCGGGACGAGUUUCUUCCUCGCGCUCACCCCAAAAGCCAGAUCUGCCUCGUUAGAUUAUCGCCGGGGAACCGCAGCCAGAUGGUCGGCCAUCAGCUUCCAAGACGAAGAGCGGAGAGAUUUUAGUUCAAGUGCUUCCCGUUAUGUAACGGCACAGACACGGCAGCGGCUGUGGAAGAGUUGGUUUUGUUAUUUCUUUGGGUUUACUAAUAAUGAGGGAUUUACUAUUGGGUUUUUUCCCCAUCGCGGGUUUCUAAGAUCGGCACAAUCCACCCUUAGGUGCCCGUUGCUUUUUUCAUCAAAAAGAGGGGCGGAUGAUGAGUCUUUGAGUUCAGAACAUGACAGCUGCUCAGCCAGAUGUGUCCCCCAACCCUGCUCCCCAGGGGCCCUUUCAGGUGUGUUUGUCACAGGGGACAUGUCACACCGGGGUCGGGGAGCUGGGGGAGCGCAGGAGCCAAUGCCGACCUCACAGUGUCAGCAGGGAGCAUAUCAACACCCAGCACGGAGAUGGGAGACGGUGGCUUCUGCCCUGGGUGAUGUGGUUAAUGUCAGAGCUGGGGUCCCCAGCACAGGACACACAUGGGCCUGCUGGAGAGGGGCCAGAGGAGCCACAGGAAUGAUCCAAGGCUGGAACAGCUCUGCUGGGGGACAGGUGAGAGAGUUGGGGUGUUCAGCUGAGAAGAGAAGCUCCAGGGAGACCUUAGUGCGGCCUUUUUGUUCUUAAAAGGAGCCGAUCAGAAAGAUGGGGACAGACUUUUGAGCAGGGCCUGUUGUGACAGGACAAGGGGUGAUGGUUUGAAACUAAAGGAGGGAGAUUCAGGCUGGACAUGAGAAGGGAAUUGUUGGCCCUGAGGGUGGUGAGAGCCUGGCCCAGGUUGGCCAGAGAGGUGGUGGAUGAACCAUCCCUGGAGACAUCCCAGGUCAGGCUGGACGGGGCUCUGAGCAACCUGAGCUGGUGAAGAUGUCCCUGCUCAUGGCAGGGGGGGCACUGGGGGAGAUGGGAAAGUCCCUUCAACCCCGACAAGUCUACGAUUCUCUGGUUUUCUGGUUCUCUGAUAAAACCGGUGGGCUGGGAUCAGCAGAAGGAGUUUGAGGACAGUGGGACCAGUGCAGUGUCCAGACAGCCUGUGCUCCGCGUUCCGGGGCAGCUCCUCUCCCAGGCUGAGGAGCCGCUGAUGUGAUGUAGGAAGCCAAACAGGAGCUGAAGUUUGUGAUGGAGUAAAGAGGCCUCCUGGGACAUUGGGCUCCUCUGGGCACUGGAUUCUGCUGCUUCUUGUGGUUUUUGUGGUCCGGGGCAGCUGGCCAAGGAGCAGCUCCCAUGUGCCGGGCACGUCCAAGCCCUCUGUGGCUCCUCACCGUCCCCAGCCGCCCCGCACAGGCAGCGGUGCCGGGGCAGGACCUGCCCAAAGCGAGGGGUGAGCGUCCUGUGUGACCCCACGGCUGCAGAGUGGAGCUGGGCCAACCCAAACUCCUGGGGUUUGCCCUCUGGACCCUGGGGGCCCUGAAUAACUCAAGAUUCAGAAACAGCCCGUGCAUCUGGAAUAUUCCUGGCUCACUCAGUGCGCUGGUAUCCAGACACCAACCCGAAAUAGCUCCUCUCCGAGCUGCAUUGUGGUCGUGGCUGGUGGCAAAUCCGCGGCUACAAUCCAUAAGGGGUAUAGAGACGUCUUCACUGUGAUGGGCUCACAGCAUAGCGGGGAAAGCGGCGCUGUUUGCUCCAAGCCUUGCCCUGGCAGGGGAUGAAGCCGCGGCUGAGCAGGCUGUGAGGAUGGGGGUGUCUCCUGCCACCGCCUCCUCAGCCGGUGCUCACCCUGCUCUCACUGCCAUGGCCGGAGGCUCCUCCAGCACCUUCCCACCCAUGUGGGACAGAGCGAGUGGGUGAUGGUGAUUGUUUCAACAAUGGGCUUGACCCUUCCGGAACCAGGACAGGCCCCUGGUGGGCGCGGCAGCACCCAGGGAGCUCCUGGCAGCGCAGGGACCACAGGGACACGUGUGGCCCUGGAGCAUCUCGGGGAUGUCAGAGCAGCUCCAGCGCUGCCCCGUGCAGGCGUGGACUGGGCUGGGGGAGCCCUCUUGUGGCUGAUCAUAGAAUCAUAGAAUCAUUUUGGUUGGAAAAGCCCCUCAAGAUCACGGAGUCCAACCAUAACCCACCCCUGGCACUGCCCCAUGUCCUGAGAACCUCAUGUCCGUCUGUCCAGCCCUCCAGGGAUGGUGACUCCAGCACUGCCCUGGGCAGCCUGUUCAAUGCCCCACAGCCCUUUGGGGAAGAAAUUGUUCCCACAUCCAACCUCAACCUCCCCUGGCGCAACUUGAGGCCGUUUCCUCUGCUCCUGGCGCUUGUUCCUGGGGAGCAGAGCCCGACCCCCCUGGCUCCAAGCUCCUUUCAGGCAGUUCAGAGAUCAGAAGGUCUCCCCUCAGCUCCUGUUCUCCAGCUGAUGUGCCGGUUGGUCUGGCUGUGCCAAGCUGGACUCUGGCUCUGCCAGUUGGUCCAGUUGAGCUGAGCUUUGACACACCAGGCCUGGCUAAGCUUGGCCUGGGCUGGCCCCAUGACAAGAUGGUAUGUCCCUGUGGGGAGUGGGGGGACCCAUCCCUGGUCCCCAUGGGCAGCUGGGGACAUCUGCUGAGGGUUGCUCGCCCCUCUGUGAAGCCAGGACCCUGUACAGAGCUCACCCAGCCCAGAAUGUCCUCUGGGGACAGGGACCUGCCCGCGUGUCCCUGCAGUGGGACAGUAACGACUCUUGUGUCCCACAGAUGUGCAACAUCCCCAUGCUGGGACAGUGACUGGUGUGACUGGUGGGACAGGGACGGAGCCGUGUCCUCGCACUGGGGCAGGUGCAGGACUGAGCAGCUCGGUGGCGGGACACGGAGCAGCCACGUGUCACUGUGGCGAGGCAGGAUCCCCAGGGAGAGCGCGGUGGCACUCACCAUGUGCCAUCGUCUCCAUAUGGUGGGAUCCCCACUCAGACAAACAAGUCAGGAGAGUCCCAGCCUUUGGGGACAGGCCAGGGCGCAGUGGAGUCU
This is a messenger RNA of Columba livia (rock pigeon), 3959 nucleotides long. RefSeq names its product glycylpeptide N-tetradecanoyltransferase 1-like. The transcript has 3 exons. The record is from RefSeq and is a predicted model, not a curated record. The coding region runs from base 745 to 1662 and encodes 305 amino acids. Gene Ontology annotation, cellular component: cytoplasm. Gene Ontology annotation, molecular function: glycylpeptide N-tetradecanoyltransferase activity. Gene Ontology annotation, biological process: N-terminal peptidyl-glycine N-myristoylation. NCBI's taxonomy places the organism in Eukaryota, Metazoa, Chordata, Aves, Columbiformes, Columbidae.